This is a messenger RNA of Penicillium riverlandense, 4344 nucleotides long. RefSeq names its product actin cytoskeleton-regulatory complex protein PAN1 (gene pan1). Gene Ontology annotation, biological process: endocytosis; endosomal transport. NCBI's taxonomy places the organism in Eukaryota, Fungi, Ascomycota, Eurotiomycetes, Eurotiales, Aspergillaceae. Gene Ontology annotation, molecular function: calcium ion binding; actin binding. Gene Ontology annotation, cellular component: cytoplasm; plasma membrane. Bases 1 to 4344 code for a protein of 1447 amino acids. The transcript has 3 exons. The record is from RefSeq and is a predicted model, not a curated record.
AUGUAUUCCUCGUCGAAUUCCUUCCUCGGCGGUGGUGCCGGUGGUCGACCCGGCCAGGCACCAUUCAUGCCGCAGCAGCAGCAACAGUACUCGCAAUUCCCCCAGGGCCAACAGCAACAACCGCCAAUGCAGCAGCCCCAGCCAACUGGUUUCGCUCCUCAACCCACCGGCUUCGGUGGCCAGCCCUCACCAUUCGGCAGCUCGCAACUACAGCCCCAGGCCACCGGAUUCCCCGCCGGACAGCUCCAGCCGCAGUUCACCAGUUACCCUGGCGCCCCCCAGCCGCCACCACCGUCGCAGCAGCAGCAACAGCAGCCACCGCAAGGCUUCCAGCAGCAGCAAUAUACUGGAUAUCCCCCCCAGCCCCAGCAGCAACAACAGCAGCAGCCUCCGCAGUUUCAGGUCUCGCAGCCCACGGGCCUGCCCUCUCGACCGGCUCCCAAGACAUCCGCCGAAAUCGCCAAUUCCUUCCAAGAUGCUGGCGCCACCGAGGUGCGACCUCAGGUGCCUCCCAAGACUGGGUCGAGGAUCCCCAGUAUUCGCCUCUCGUUUAUCACCGCCCAGGAUCAGGCCAAGUUCGAGCAGCUUUUCAAGUCUGCGGUUGGCGAUAGCAAGACAAUGGACGGCGACAAAGCAAGGGACCUUCUAAUGCGCUCGAAGCUCGCUGGUGGCGACUUGUCCAAGAUCUGGGUAUUGUCGGAUUCUACAAAAUCUGGACAGCUGUUCUUUCCCGAGUUCGCCCUGGCGAUGUACCUGUGUAAUCUGCGCCUCACCGGUCGCGAGCUCCCUUCCGCCCUGCCGGAAACAAUCAAGAAUGAGGUGUCCAGUAUGGUUGAUAUCAUCUCGUUUGACGUUCCCGAUGAACAGUCGGGGCCUGCGCCACGGACGAACGUCCCCAGCUUCGAUGCACCACCUAUAGAGAACAAGUCUACGCCACCAGUUGUCCAACAACCCCAGCCCCAGCAGCCCAACAACUCACAGCUUCUGUCGCAACUGACGGCGCAGCCCACCGGGUUCUUCCCUCAGCAGACCGGCAUGCAGCAGCCUCAGCAAACGGGUUUUCCUGGCCAGAAUAAUCAGUCCCAGUUUCUGCAGCCCCAGCAAACUGGCUUCAUGACCAAUCCGCAGGCUACAGGAUACAGCGGUCCUCGGCCCCCGAUGCCGCCCAUGCCAACCGGCUUUGGCUCCAAUCUCAGCCCCGCGCAGACUGGAGGCAUGCAAGGACUAACUGCACAACCCACCGGUAUACCGGGUCAGUGGGGUUUUAUCAACACUCCGGCACAGGGAUUGCCGAAUAUUGAGGCCAUGAAGCAGCAGCUGAUGCCCCAACCUGGUCGUGAAGGUGGCUUUAGCACCACUGGGCUUUCUGGAAACGCCACAGUUGCCUGGGCCAUUACAAAGGAAGAGAAGAAGAUUUAUGAUGACCUUUUCCGUGCGUGGGAUGGUUUGCGCAAAGGCUUUGUUAGCGGCGAGACUGCUAUUGAAAUAAUGGGCCAGAGUGGGCUGAACCGGAAGGACCUGGAGCGGAUUUGGACUCUGGCGGAUCCUCACAACCGGGGUCGACUUAACAUGGAUGAGUUCGCUGUGGCCAUGCAUCUGAUCUACCGAGCCUUGAACGGGUAUCCGGUCCCCAGUCGCCUACCUCCAGAGCUUAUCCCGCCGUCCACCAGGCACCUGAACGACUCCAUCGGCACUGUCAAGUCACUCCUUUCUCAGGAUGCUGAAUCUCGGAAAGCCAGCGGAGCGUUCCUGCAGCCGCAGAAGACCGGUGUCAGCUAUCUCAAGGACCAUUCGUUCCGCGGUGGAGGUUCGCCCGGAUUUGGCCGCAAGGAUGCAACUAUGUUCAAGAAUAAUGAUUCCGCUAGUGGCUAUCGGUCCAGCGCACGUCGUCGUGUUGGUGGCGACCCUCGCUCUCCCUCGCCUACCGCUUCCUCACAGGCUUCAGAGGAUGAUCUGUCUCCGGACCAAUUGCGCAAGAAGAUCCGUGAGACCAAAGUCAUGCUCGACGCUGUGGAUUUCCAAGACGAGAACCGGGCAGAAGAUGAUGAGGCUCUGGAUCGCCGAGAUCGCCGCGAGGCCGAGAGCCUGAUGGACCGGAUUCGCCGUGUGCAGGAUGACAUCGACACCCACCCCAAUGCCUCGUUCCGCCAAGUGGAUAGCGGGGCUGAGCGUCGGUCCCUUCGACGCCAAUUGCAGUCCUUUGAGGACCAGGUUCCGCAGGUUGCCUCUGAUGUCCGUCGCCUUGAACGGGAGAUUGCGGAUGCGAAGCUUGAGCUCUUCCGCCUGCAGGACGCCAAGGCCAACCCUGGCAGUGCCGCUAACAUCGUGGGCACUGGUCCCGGUGGCGCGGUUACCGAAGCCGAUCGGAUCAAGGCUCGUGCCCGUGCGCGCAUGCAGGCACGGGCUGCCGAACUUUCUGGACGCCCAGCUCCCGCUGCGGAAGAUGAUGACGGCCAGGCCGCUCGUCGCCUGGAGAGCGAAAGCUCGAAGGUGGCGUCUGAGCGCGAGCGCAAUGAUGCCAUGACGCGUGAUGUUGAAGAAAGCGUUCGGGACUUUGCUCGCAGUUUGGAAGAGAGCCUCCGUGAGGAAGGGCAAAACUCAACCCGUGAGCAUGAGAAACGCCGCUGGGAGGAUGCUCUGGGCGUCGAAGAUACCAUUCGCGACUUUAUUUACGAUCUGAGCCGAAACAGUCGGACAGCCAGUAUUCGCAAGGAAGAGCGUGAGAGGCCUGCGCAGGAACAGCGUCGUUAUGAAUCUCCGGCUGCUGAAUCCCCGGCUGCGCGCCCUUCUGUGUCGCCGUCUGCUACCUCCCCUGUCCCUGGUAACACUCACGAGGACCGCGUGGCAGCUGCCCGGCAGCGCGCACAGCAGCGUAUUGCCGAGCGCAUGGCUGCUGCUGGUCUGAAGCCCAGUGACGCGAACGAGACCCUUCUCCAACGCCAGGAACGUGAGAAGAAGGAGCGUGAGGAACGACUGAAGCGUGCCGAGGAAGAUGAUGCCAAGCGCGAACAGGAGAGACAACGCCGCCUGGCUGAAGAGAAGGGUGGCCCCAGUGCUGCUGCUCCGAAGACAGUGGGCAAGAAACCUCCGCCAGCCCCUCCCACGCGAAGAGCCCGUACCGACAGCGCUGGUCAGGCUGAUGCGAAGAAGGCAGAUGAUGUGGCCCGUGAGCAGGCCAUCAGGGAUGAGCAAGAGGUGCAAGAGGCGGAGACCAAGCAGCUUGAGGAUGAGGCAAAGCAGCGCGAAGCUGAGUUCAAUAAGGAGAAGGAGGCUCAAGCAGCUCGACUGCGUGCUCUGGAGGAACAGGUCAAGCAGGGCAAGGUCAAGAAGCAAGAGGAGAAGCGCCGCAGGGAAGAAGCGGCUCGUCAGGCCAAAGAGCAAGAAGACAGACUUGCGGCCCAGCGUGCUGAGCUUGAGAUGGCCAAGGAACGCGAGCGCGAGCUGCAGCGUCAACUGGAGGGAUUGGACGAAGAAGAGAGCUCGUCAGACGAAGAGGGAACUGGCUAUGUUACCCCACAGGACAGCACUCCCACGCAGAGCCAGGUCCUGCCUCCGGCUCCGCCGCCGGUGCCUACUGUGUCGAUCCCCGAACCGGAACCCGAAGCCCCAGCUGUCUCUGCCGUCUCCCCAGACACCGAGUCCAAGAACCCUUACUUCAGCAGGAUGGCGGGUCAGCCGGCCGAGGCCACACCAGCGACGUCACCUCCCGCGUCCACGAACCCAUUCCACCGGCUCCAACAGCAGGAGGCCGUUAAGCCAACCUUCACGGGCGCUGGACCAUUGGAGCGCAAGUCCCGCACGCGUCCCGAAGACGACGACGACUGGUCUCAAGCCGGCUCGGAGUUCGACGAUUCCUCCGACGACGAUGAGGACCGCCCUGGCGGCGGUAGCGCCAAGCAGCUGGCCAGCAUUCUGUUCGGCACGAUGGCACCGCCGCGCCCUCUGAGCGCCAUGGACGAGGACAAGUCGCCGUCUAAGUCCGCCACUCCGGUGCAGGCCAGCCCUGUUGCUCCUCCGCCACCUGUGCCUUCGGCUCCCGCGGAGCCAGAGACUAACGGCUUCUCUUCUCCCCCACCAACCGGUGCGCCUCCUCCGCCGCCACCCCCUCCCCCUGGUGCCGCUGCUCCUCCCCCUCCGCCUCCGCCUCCAGCUGGCGGAGCCCCGACUGCACCGCCGCCGCCUCCUCCGGGCGCUGCACCCCCACCACCUGCGCCACCAGCCAUGGGCGGCGGCGGUGGCGACAAUCGCUCUGCGCUCCUUGCGUCUAUCCAGGCGGGCAAGGGCCUCAAAAAGGUCCAGACAAACGAUCGGAGUCAGAGCAGCUCCGCUGGACGCGUUCUGUAA